Molecule: messenger RNA, 2229 nt
Organism: Pecten maximus
Lineage: Eukaryota; Metazoa; Mollusca; Bivalvia; Pectinida; Pectinidae
Product: guanine nucleotide-binding protein G(i) subunit alpha-like
Exons: 8
Coding region: 355-1425 (356 amino acids)
Biological process (GO): adenylate cyclase-modulating G protein-coupled receptor signaling pathway
Cellular component (GO): heterotrimeric G-protein complex
Molecular function (GO): GTP binding; G-protein beta/gamma-subunit complex binding; G protein-coupled receptor binding
Source: RefSeq, a predicted model, not a curated record
UUUAUCACUGAUUUGUGGACGGCGCUUAAAUAAUGUGUAACAAUCCAUUUCACAGCUUUAACCUUGUGUAUUAACUAAUGUGUUAUAAGUUGAUAAAAGCACGUGACUGUGAUCCAAGACAAGUUUGAAGGGAUUUGAAGAAGAAACUCAUUGUUUUAUUUAAUUAGAAAAGUGUCAGGUUAAGAAAAUCAACUAUGAAUACCUAGGACGUGUGAAUCUCGAUGUUUUGUAAGAGAAAUUUGAAGGAAUCAGUCAUACAAGGGUCUUACAUUGGAUUUGAGGUUUGGCAAGCACACGCCUGGUCCAUUUUCGACGUUUUCGGUUGUGGUCUAGCUUAUUUGGUGAACUCCGUCCAUGCUCGCUUUCACCAUGGGUUGUACAAUGUCUGCACAGCAAACAGAAUCUUUGAAAGAGUCCCGUAAAAUCGACAAGCUACUUCAGGAAGAUGGCGUCAGAACUCAACGGGAAAUCAAACUUCUGCUACUGGGAUCCGGGGAAUCUGGGAAAAGCACGGUGGUCAAGCAGAUGAAGAUCAUACACGAGGAUGGCUACUCCAAAGAGGAAUGUCUCCUAUAUAAAUCCGUUGUCUACAGUAAUACGUGUGUCUCUCUUAUUGCUAUAAUCAGGGCUAUGGGGGAACUCGGCAUCAACUUUGCUGACUCGAAUAGGCAGGAUGACGCCAGACAGGUUAUGACGUACAUGGUAGACGAUGAAGAUCAUUUCCUGGAAUUGAGUGGGGCCUUCAAAAGACUCUGGAAUGAUUCAGGUGUUCGGGAAUGUUUCAGUCGCUCUAGGGAAUACCAACUCAACGAUUCCGCGGAAUAUUACCUGGACGCUCUGGACCGGAUAACAAUGCCAGGUUACGUCCCAACAGAACAGGAUGUCCUUCGGACUAGGGUCAUCACUACCGGAAUCGUAGAGACGGCAUUCAGCUUCCGGCACUUCAACUUCCGCUUGAUCGAUGUUGGAGGUCAGCGAUCGGAAAGAAAAAAAUGGAUCAACUGUUUCGAGGACGUGACUGCUUUAUUUUUCAUUGUUGCUAUGAACGAAUACGACCUUACUCUGCGCGAGGACGAAUCUGUCAGUCGUAUGGCUGAGAGUAUGAAUCUAUUUGAUUCAAUCUGUAACAACAGGUGGUUCGCGGACACUUCUAUCAUCCUCUUCCUCAACAAGAAAGAUCUGUUCGAGAACAAGUUGGAAUCGUCGCACCUUUCCACAUUCUUCCCAGAAUACACAGGCGAAAACGAGUUCGAGCAGGCUGCUAGAUUUGUGAGGAAGAAAUACGAGAAAUUGAACAGAAACAAAGACAAAGUGGUGUACUCACAUUUCACAUGCGCCACAGACACAAACAAUAUUCAGGUUGUUUUCACUGCAGCCAUAGAUAUCAUACUACAAAGUCAACUCAAAGACGUCUCUCUCAUGUGAUAUACUACAGCAACGAAUCAAAAAUGUCUCUCUCAUGUGAUAUACUACAGCAUCGAAUCAAAAAUGUCUCUCUCAUGUGAUUCACUACAGCAUCGAAUCAAAGACGUUCAUCUCAUGUGAUAUACUACACUAACGAAUCAAAGAUGUUCAUCUCAUGUGAUAUACUACAGCAACGAAUCAAAGACGUCACUCUCAUGUGAGGGCAGUGUACUGAACUUGUGUGACGUACAAAGUAUGGACGUUUCUGUCAUGCAAGCAAAGUCAUUACCCACGAUUAUCGACAAGACUUAGGCACCGUGUGUCUGAGUAAUGUAGUAUCAUUCAAAACAUGUUGCGACACCACUGUAUAUACUGAAACUUGUAACUUGAGGACAAUUCGAGCUCUCUGAUGUAAGGGAAAGAGUGACAUAAUCCUGCAUCUGACGUACUGCCGGGGAGCAUCCAUUAUCAUGUGAUUCGAGAACGGCGGUGUCGCACUGGUGAAUGAAGAGUGUAACUCGGCAUUUUUUAAUGCGACAGAAAUUUAUUUAAUUAUAUAUAGUCUGUUAAAUGGAUGAAGGGGUUCCGAGUGAUGUAUAACCAAUUACUGUUCUCGUAUCUUUUCACUCGAAUUGAGGAAAUUGUAAUUAAACGAAAUGAAAUUCCGAGGGAACUAUUUCACACGCUGUUCUCAGUUUGUAUUCCCAGCAUCUGUCUAGGAGAGACACGAGUAUACAGGAUGUACCGAAGAAACGUCUAUUUUAAUGAUAUUUAACUGUACCAAAUAAAUUGUUCGGCAUGACAUCAGACAUGUCUAGAGUAAAA